CCUGCAGCAGGUAAUUUUUUUAAAUGGGUGGAAUCGAAAGAAAUAUCCUGCUCUAUUCAUUGUGCUGCUGCUAUGUGAUCCCACUGUGCCUCUGCACUGGACUUCAUUCCCAGACUGUGAGAUUUUCAUCUCAAGUUGGUAUUCAUUUGGAGCAGCAGUCCAUGUGCCCUCAGAUCAGCAUUGGGGAGGAUCAUUUCCCAGGAUUUUAUAUCAUGUCACAGUUCCACAUUGCUGAGUUGGCAAGAAGGGGCACUGUGAAAAAGGUGGCUGGACCAUCUUCUCAGAAUGUUGCUUAUCAAAUAGGCCCAGCAUUCAACUUCAGAAUCAACACAAGAUCAGCCUAUCCGCUUGGAUUGCCGGAGGAGUUUGCAUUUUUGACAGUGCUGCGCAUGAGUGGCAGCACCGUAAAUCAAAACUGGAAUAUCUGGCAAAUGCAAGAUGUGAACGGCGACGAGCAGAUGGCCGUCAGGCUCAACGGGGAAUCCAAGUCGUUGGAGUUUACUUUCACAGCGCUAAACGGAGGGAGGCAGACUGUCGUUUUCAGCCCACUGGGGUUUCUUUUCAAUGACCAGUGGCACAGAGUGUUCCUGGAAAUCAGCAGGGACUCUGUGGCCCUUUUCGUGGACUGUGUCCUGAUCGAUUCUCAGGAUAUUCCACCCAGACUAGAAGUCAGCCUUAAUGGCUUCACGUUAAUAGGAAAGCUCAAGGAUAACCCGGUGGUAGCAGUUCCGGUUGAACUGCAGUCAAUGCUAAUUCACUGCGAUGUGACUCGAGCCCGGAAGGAGGAAUGUUAUGACCUCCCAGGCGGGGCAUCGACAGAUGUGGCAGAAGUGCUGAAUAACCAAGGACCCCCUGGCCCCCCUGGACCUGCAGGUGUCCCAGGAAUUGACGGCAUUGCUGGAGAGAGGGGAGACGAUGGCGAAGACGGUCCUCCUGGACCCGACGGAGAUGCAGGUAAACCUGGCUCUGGAGGAUUACCUGGAAUUCCUGGAAAUGAUGGUUUGACAGGCCCCAUUGGAGAUCCUGGGCCUGACGGUCCCCCCGGACAGAAAGGGGAACCUGGGAAACCUGGACCUCGUGGAGCAGCUGGUGUUGGGCCAGAUGGACCCCUUGGGCCUCCGGGACCUGGAGGACUUCCGGGUGAAUUAGGAAAAGCUGGACCACCUGGGGCUAUGGGUGUGAGAGGGCCACAGGGACCUCGUGGACCAGCAGGGCCCAGAGGUGCUUCUGGAGUGCUUGGCAGCACUGAUCUGUGUCCCAACUCCUGUCCACCUGGGACCUUGGGACAUCCUGGUCUUCCUGGCAUGAAGGGCCACAAAGGUGCAAAGGGUGAAGCAGGAGAACCUGGGAAACAAGGACACAAGGGCGCGGAGGGAGAGCAGGGAAGUCCAGGGGAGGUUGGAGCCCAAGGACCGAGGGGACCUCAGGGAAUUCGUGGAGCUAUGGGAAUGAUGGGCCCAAAGGGAGAGAGGGGACCUCGAGGUCCUGAUGGAGAUCCAGGUCCACAGGGUGUUGCAGGGGCAGCUGGGGAUGUAGGCCAAAGAGGUGUUAUGGGUGAACCCGGGCCUAAAGGCGAACAAGGUGCUCAAGGACCAAGAGGACUCACAGGUGUUCCAGGUCCCAAGGGCGAGUCUGGCUUACCAGGUGUGGAUGGUCGUGAGGGUAUUCCUGGAAUGCCUGGAGCAAAGGGAAGCGUUGGGAAGUCAGGCAUCCCUGGAGAGGUUGGACUUCAAGGGCUUCCGGGUUUGCCUGGUGUACCUGGACCAAAAGGCAUAAGUGGCCCUAAGGGAGAUUCUGGUAACCCAGGCCUUUCUGGAGCAAUAGGAUCUGCUGGCAAACUCGGUGAGCGUGGAGAACAGGGAGAGCUGGGAUCUGUCGGGCCCAUUGGUGAGCCUGGAGAUAGAGGACAGCAAGGUCCUGCAGGUCCCGCUGGAAAGCCAGGUCCCCGGGGACCCAAAGGUGACCCUGGUCUUCCUGGUCUCCCAGGUCCUCCUGGUCUGCCUGGAAUAAAAGGAGAAAGGGGAGAUCGUGGAGAACCAGGACCCAAAGGAGAGCAAGGAGUUCAAGGUGAUGAGGGAAAUCCAGGAGAAAAGGGGGAUGUUGGUGACUCGGGAGAACCCGGCCCUAAAGGGGAAGUUGGGAACCCCGGUGAGGCUGGCAGAAUAGGUCCCGAGGGAAGUCGAGGACAGCCUGGCAUUGAAGGACCACCUGGCACACCUGGACCACGGGGCAUGCAGGGAAACAGAGGCCCACCUGGAGUCAGAGGAACACAGGGUCCUGCGGGUAAACAGCCAAGUGAUCAGCACAUCAAACAAGUUUGCAUGCGAGUCAUGCAAGAACAGCUGACUCAGUUAGCUGCUAGUUUAAGGAGGCCAGAGUCUGGCAUUGCUGGUUUACCUGGAAAACCUGGCCCACCGGGGCCUCCUGGUCCUCCAGGAGACAACGGCUUCCCCGGGCAUGCUGGCUCAAGAGGCCUUCCAGGACUCAAAGGGCCACCAGGACAGAUGGGAGCAAAAGGACCCAAAGGUGACAUGGGAGACAGAGGGGCCAGAGGACCCAUUGUUCGAGGACCGAAAGGUCAACCUGGACCACCUGGACUUCCUGGGGAACCGGGAAGGCCUGGCUAUGGCCGUGACGGUCAGGAUGGGCAGAGGGGACCUCCUGGCAUUCCUGGACAGCUCGGUGUGCCCGGGCCUCCGGGUCCAGCCGGUCCUAAUGGUUACUGUGACCCAUCAGCCUGCAACCUUCAGGCAGGAGCUGCGCAGCAGUCCUUGGAUGUGAAGGGACCUGCAGGAAACUAAGAGACAUUCUGGCAAAGAACAGAAAGACUGUCGAAUUAUCUCCCCUGAGCACACAGCAUUUUUCACAGUUUCUUCCCAGGGCCUCUAGCUGGCACAGUGCCUUUGAUUCGCUAACCUCUUGUCUUACGAGCAUGUUUUGUGCCAGCCACAUCUCCAUCAGAAGCAGCCAGCCUCUUUGAGUCGUGGAAAAACACACACAUAUAUAUUUUUUUUUAUGCGCUGCAAAAAUCUAGCCUGUUCUGGUGUGUUUUUUUUCUACCUGAGAGCUGUUUUGAUAUAUUCAGGACUGUGCUCCCAUUUCCGACAUAUAAAAAUGACCAGAAAUGGUUGUUUAUCCCACUCUCCUUGUACCUCUGCCUGAAUUUUCUUUUUGUGGUCUCCCUUAACUAGUUUUCCGAAAUAAAAGCUCUUUCUUUUCCUCCACUUUUUCCCAGAACAUCUCAAAUAAUUAACUAAAUUAAAUCAGGAUGAGGAUUUUUUUGGGGGUGAGAGCUGGGGGAGCUGAGGGUUUCAAACCAUCAUGGUCUCUAUGAGCUGAUCUUCCAAAGAUAACCUUUCUGAUACCCUCUUUUGAAUAUAUAGUUUUACAUUUCUGACUGUCUUUUCAGGCUUGCUGUAUGGUGUAAAUCUGUAAAAACUGAACAGUGGUUACUUCUAUUCCCUACAAACCCCCUGAUGUGAAAUGUUACCUCAUUGUAAAGAAUGACAACAGAGCACAGCUGUGCAUAUGUGGGAGUAUGUUUGAAGGAUGAGGGAAAACCAUCAUCAAAGUAAGAAAUACACAGGACAGCAUAUGGAGUGUUUAAUUUAUUCUGUAUACCGGUGUGAUUAAAGAUAAAAAUAUAUUUUGUAAAGAGUAUCAGGAAAUGAUUCUUAACCAUUUUUCCAAGAACCUCGGAGUUAAAAAUGAAAUAAAAUACAAAUGUCACAACUGA
Maylandia zebra (zebra mbuna) is the source of this 3736-nucleotide messenger RNA. The record is from RefSeq and is a predicted model, not a curated record. Lineage: Eukaryota; Metazoa; Chordata; Actinopteri; Cichliformes; Cichlidae.